AUGGGCAAAGACGUUACCAUCGUCACCUACAAGCCGGAUACCCAGAGUACCGAAGAAUAUAUGAUCGUUGUCAACCCUGACGAGUACAAGAAAUAUAAGGAUGGAGACACCUCGGUCGCACCGGCAUUGAUUGUCGAUUCGUUCGAUGUUUUCCACUCCUCCACUGGCCAUACUGGCCAAUGGGGAAAGGCAUCUAAACAACAACUAGAGGGUACUUUUGGUACCUCAAAGGAAGAUGAUGUUGUGGGGCAGAUAUUGAAUAAAGGUGUAUCCAAGACCGGUUCAGGCUUUGCAUCGAAGACCGGAAAUAAGAAUGACAAGAACUUAUCCCAGGGGAGCGGGGAGAGUGUAUAUGCUGGGCUCGCAAUCGAUUCAAUCAUUGAAUACACAUUCCACGCAUGCACGUCUCCUUGGGCUGCAUCUCUUGUGAGACUGUGGCUAGAUGAAUCAUCCCGGGUCGGUUCGAAAAAUUACGUACCGGAGAAUGUUUCCGAAGACGGGGUAAACUCUGGCAUGCCCGUUCGGUCAUUGAAUUCUUCAAUGACCUUCAGGUGGGCGGCGACAAGUACGCGCCUGAGACUGGCAGGGAGAGGAUUUCACUCUACAUCGCUCGAGGGCUACUCACAGCAAGCGCGAGGAGCCCAUACCGAUGGAGAAAAGUUCCUUCGUCCGUCAGCCCAUACAGAUAUCCGAAUUCGUAAAAGAGCUGUUGCACCAACUGCCUUCUCCCGAUAUAAUUAUAGCCGAACAGCCUACCAACGCCCCUUAGGCAAGCCACCCGACGAUCUCCUUGACGAAAAUGGCAAUCCUUUACAAGAGCACCAAGGUAGCUUAAACAACGUUGCGGUUAAAGAGGUAAAUGGAGAUGCGCAAUACCCUUCAAAAGCGUCAACUAGCGGAACAGAGCAACCACUGACCCUAUCUGGCACGGGGUCUCAGCAAGAUCAUCCUGACCUAAUCCCGCAGUUCAUCGCCCUAGACUCUAGGGAACUACAUACCGAGAAAGCCUGGGACUUGUGGAAUAAAAUCAUUUCAAACGAACUGGCUGCUCAGGUCCCUAUCUAUUUCAUAAUUCACUUUGUGGAUACGUGCGCCGAUAAUACCUUGAACUCGACACGCCACCCAGCACGUGGCAGUAGCCCACAAGAUCCUUGGAUUGCCCGAAUCGGCUCCGUGCUAAAUUAUCUAUCGACGUCUUAUCGACCACUGGGGGGUUCGGAACAAGUCGAACUUGGACUCGUAAGGAUAAAACAUGCUCUACUUUCAAACGAGGGUUCCCUGGAAGUAGCCAGGGCCGAAUUAGAAAACUUGUGGCGGUUAAAAUCCCUUGAUUCACCCAUCUUCCUUGGAGCUAUAUUUCAUGCAAUUCGGAACAUUGUUCAAGCUCAACCCAACUUGUCUAAUACGAUCGAUUUGCUAAUCGACUACUGGGAUGCUAUUCAUCCAGCGCUUGUCGGUUUUGCGCGCUACACCGACCAGACACCACGUGCACCCCAAGAAGCCUUGUUACUGCAGGAGGCCGUGUACACAUUAUUCUCGCAUGAAGUUUGGCCAUCCGUAUGGGUAUAUGACCGAUUCUCGAAAUUUGAACGGAGUCGAGCUGAGCGCUUGGCUCUACUUUUUCUCGCUUUUGCGGCUCAGCGGCGACUUGCUCUCGAGGUCGGGAACGCAUAUGCUCUAGUAUCCCAAACUGGCAUCCCAGUCUCAUAUCGUUUGCUACAACUGGUCAUACGCAUACUGAUAAAGGACGGUCAAUUUGCGCUAGCAAUGACUGCGUUAGAUGCCGAUGCGCUCAACGCAGCUGGACGUAAAUCCCAUUAUCGGCUACGAAUGCGUUUGGCAGCUGCAAUGGGCGAUUCUAAGACAGCGGCAGAGAUAUACGAGCUCAUGACUAAACUCCAGUAUAUGGACCAAAUAGACCAGGAAUUGCUGCUACAGACGGAAGCUAUCCAGGGCAAUGCGGAGCGCGCGGUUACUUUAUUCGAUGAACUAUUUCGCCCCAGCAUUGGAAAGAGUACAUCCAAACCCAACAAAUACCAUUAUUCUACGGUUAUUGCUGCUCACGCCCGUAACGGCAGUGAGAAAGGCGCAUCUGAAUGGCUAAAGCGGAUGGCGAAAGCCGGUAUCCCCCCAGAUCUCGCUGUAUAUAACUCUAUCCUACAUAUCUUCGCCCUCAAAAACGACGUUACGAGCGUCGUGGGUGUCCUAAAGCGUAUGAAGAAGUCGGGUAUUGAACGGGACAUCCGCACUGUUACGAUCCUCGUAUCCAUGUAUGCGAGGCGGAGAGACCCCAUGGGUGCUGAGCAAGUUAUACGCCACGCCCUUACCAUCCCUGGAUUCAUACCCGACAGGAAGCUUCUUAAUAGCCUUCUCAGCGCGCAUAUUAACGGAGCAUCGUGGCUUGGCGUCAUUCGUGUAUUUGACUGGAUGGUUUCGAUGAAGUCCUCCGAUUUUCGGCCGGAAAUUGACACGAUGAACAAUGUCCUCAAGGCUUAUGUUCAUAUGGGUGCCCCGCUCUCUACAGUAGUCCACGCUUUCUCGAAGCUUAAGAGUUUUGGCCUACGGCCGAAUUCUCGGAGCUACCUGAUGCUUAUUCAAUCGGCCUGUGACGCCGGUCGUAUGGAUGUCGCAUGGCGUGCGUUCAACGAAUUGGAAGCAACCGCUACGAAGCAAUUCAAUCCUAUCAACGCAUAUAUCCUCACGUUACUCAUGGGCGGCUAUCUGCGCAAGGGCGAUAAAAUCCAAGCAAGGACGAUAUAUGAAGAAAUGCAAGCCCGAGGAAUCCACCCCACUGCCGUAUCCUUUCGCGUAAUACUUAGUGCGUACGCUAACGAGCGCACAGAAGAAAGUUUAGAAGCAGCCGAAAGGUUCAUGGGAUCGCUUUUAGAGUCGAGCCCUCAUCAGGGUGAAGGAUGGCGAAAAGCGACGACUGGCGACAGUGAUCCUAUAAUGACUGUAUUCACUCCUCUACUCGUGGCGCAUGGACGGUCUCUUCAUCCCUCAAACGUCGAAGCCAAAUUCCGUCAGAUGCUCGACUUGGGUGCAGAGCCAACCGUCGAGUCAUUUACACUCCUAAUGGAUGCCUAUCGGCGUGUAGGGAGCACCGAUUUGGUGGUCGAAGCAUGGGAACAACUGUACAAAUUUGCAGUCAAGGAUCACCAUGCCCAAAUUGAAUCGACCCAGAAAUUCGGUGAAUCGGACACAAUGACUAGCCGGCGUUCCAACGUUCUAUGCAUUGGACUAUCCGUUUAUAUUGACGCACUAUCACAAGCUGGGCGACAUCGAGAGAUCGCACUUACUUGGCAAAAGGCUAGGAAAGACGGUUUUGCCUUUGAUGCCCACAAUUGGAACCAUUUGUCGAUUGCAUUAGUUCGCGCAGGGGAGCCGGAGCGCGCAUUCGAGGUCGUUGAGCGAGUACUCAUACCGUACAGUCAGUUUACCGAUCGGGCUAUCAAGACGCGCAACCGCGAAGCUCCCAGCUUGCUAACGGAGGGGCCGGAUAUCCCUUCAAGUGCAAAUGAAAGCCAAACUACACUUGUUAAACCCCGUGAACGUCCCCGUGUAAUGCGCUCACUCACAAAACGGGGUGUGGCUGAAUUGCUUGAAGAGGAGGCAGAUCCGACUGAUAUGGUUUACUCGCUGCAUAUAUUACAUCAGAUGUCUCCGACCCAAAACCUGUGGGUCCCGCACCAACGAACGCUUGUAGAAAUAGCCAUGGCCGCUCAACGAUUGAAGCGGGGACUAAUGGUGACACCACGAGCAUCACAUGGACAAGGAACACCGAGCAACGACGUGCGGUCCGACGAAGCCUACGCCAUUCUAGACCGGAUCAAGCAAGAGUAUCCAAAUGCCCUAUAUGCGAGUCUCAUGGCAUUAUCAAGCGUCCGAGACCAUACACUUAUUGAUAAGGAGCGCGGUCUUACAGCUGACUGA
Rhizoctonia solani is the source of this 3933-nucleotide messenger RNA. Its product is annotated as pentatricopeptide repeat-containing protein 5, mitochondrial. The record is from RefSeq and is a predicted model, not a curated record. Gene Ontology annotation, molecular function: protein binding. Bases 1 to 3933 code for a protein of 1310 amino acids. Lineage: Eukaryota; Fungi; Basidiomycota; Agaricomycetes; Cantharellales; Ceratobasidiaceae. The transcript is spliced from 9 exons.